This is a messenger RNA of Rhipicephalus microplus (southern cattle tick), 912 nucleotides long. RefSeq lists its product as uncharacterized. The record is from RefSeq and is a predicted model, not a curated record. NCBI's taxonomy places the organism in Eukaryota, Metazoa, Arthropoda, Arachnida, Ixodida, Ixodidae.
AUGGCAACCACUGACCAUUUUCGGAAGAAGCGCGGCUCGACCAGAACUGGUGUCACCCGAGAACUGUUAUCGGACCUUCUGCAGCAACCAGAUUCUGAUGCCUCCCAGAUUAACAGCCACAUGGAUUUCCUGAAAGAUAAAGAAGCAGCACUUUCAAGGCUCGACGACGUCAUUCUGGUGGCAACGAACAAAGAAGACAUGAACCACGAAGUGGAAGCAGCAAGCAAGUACAACGAAAAGAUUCUCUACGCCGUGUCACGAGCCACGUUCAGGCUACAAGAACUUGAGAAGGCAACCAGAGCGCAGGAACGAGCCACAGGAUCCGGGCCAAACAACUACGAACUUCCGCACUUCGGCAAUGCAGCAGGACAUGUGAGAGCGCACCGUCCGCUUGCGGUUCAACUGCCCCAGCUCCGGAUGCCAACUUUUCAUGGAAGUCUCCGUGGAUGGCUAUCCUAUUGGGACCAUUUCAUUGCUACCAUCCGCAAGAAUACCGAGCUGUCACGCAUUGAAAAAUUCAAGUACCUCCUAACCUACUUAAUUGGGAGCGCGGAACGAGCUCUUGAAGGCAUCCACCUACCAGAGCAGAAUUACAACCUUGCAGUCAAGACCCUCACGGAUCGCUUUGAACGCCAGGAUCUGCUUGUGAACGAGAAUGUUGGCCAUCUGCUUGAGCUGAGCCCCAUGAAAACCUCGUCACACAUUCUAAGGCUUCGUCUGCUGCACGAUAAUCUGCAGUUCCAUGUUAGUGCCUUGGAAGGCCUAGGAGUUGUGCCCGACCAGUACACUGUGCUCUUAAACUGUGUCCUGAUGCGAUGUCUGCCAGAGGAUCUCGCCGUUAUGUACGUGCAGAAACUAAAGGAAUCGCACUGCGCCUCGAGCAUCGCCCAAACGCCUGAUGACCGAACGUGA